AUAAUCAUCCACCACCUUCACAACUUUCUCUCUCCCUCUCUCUAAAUUCAUUUCCUUGGAGAGGGACUGGAUACUCUUCGCUUUUUCUUUCUCUUCAAAAAUAAAUUUUAUUGUUUUUGACUUCUUUUUCACAAAAGAAAGGUGUAGAAAUCACAUAAUAUAACACUUUUUCUCCUCGCAAUACCAAAGUAGUCCCAACAAUUUCAACUAUCUUACUCAAUUUUGAGAAAGAUUUAAGGGAUUUCUGUGUAUACCAUUUCAAGCUUUUAAUGAAAUCCCCUUUGUAAACACAAUAAUAUCACUCUCUCUUUUAUCUUUAACUACCAACUGCUCAUUUCCCCCCUUUCCAAAACUAGAUAUCAAACAGUUCCCAUUAUUUCCAUUUAUAGAAAGUAUAUUAUUGGUUCUGAUCUUGUUCAGUGUAUCUAGGGCUUUCAUGUUCUUGAAUUUUUAUGAUCAGUCUAUUUUUAGAGAAAUAUUUUGGCUAAAAAGGUAAAAAAAUCUUUUUAAGAUUCUUUUGUUUGUUUGGUGGUUGUCCUUGGCAACCAGAAAUAAAAAGCUAUUCUUAUUCCUUAUAAAUUUCUUCAAAAGCAAAAAUGAUAUAACACUCAUAAUUCAGCUAUAAAACCAUCUUACAUUUGCUCCCCUGGUUUUUACCCUGCUCCAAAUAUCAUCUUAUUUUUCACUCCAUCCCUUAUAGAUUUGAUACUAAUUUCUGGGUAUCGUUUAGAAUCAAAUUUCAUGAAAUGGGUCUAUCAAAGUUUGUGUUUUUUUCAUUGCUAUAACCUAUAAAACAAUCUUUACAUUUUGAUCCCCUGUUUUUCCCCUGUUUCAAGAUUCAUUUUUUAUCAAACUAAACUCUAAAAGAUUUGAUUUUGAUUCAAGGGUAUUGUUUGAAUCACAUAUUAAUGAAGUGGGAAAGAGAUAUUGUAUCAAAUUCAUCAAGUUGGAUGAUGGAAGAUAGCUUAAAGAGCACAAUUUGGACUCCUGUUGAGAACAAAUUGUUUGAAAAUGCUCUUGCGAAAUUCGAUAAGGAUACGCCUGAUCGGUGGCAUAGGGUGGCUGAUAUGGUGCCUGGGAAGACAGUGGCAGAUGUGAUUAAGCAAUAUAAAGAAUUAGAAGAUGAUGUUAGUAGUAUUGAAGCAGGGUUUUAUCCAAGGUAUAGAUAUGAAAACAAUAAUUGUCCUUUUACUUUAGAAUGGGGGACUAAUAAUAAUCAUAAUCAAGGGUUUGAUAGUUGUAUAUCUCCGCCUUACUGUGGCGGUGGGAAGCGAUCUCCGGUGGCUGUUUGCCGCCCGGUUGAACAAGAAAGGAAAAAAGGUGUUCCUUGGACUGAAGAGGAGCAUAAACUGUUUCUUUUGGGGCUAAAGAAGUAUGGAAAAGGAGAUUGGAGAAAUAUAUCAAGAAAUUAUGUUGUUACAAGGACACCAACACAAGUUGCUAGUCAUGCUCAGAAGUAUUUCAUUAGGCAGCUUUCGGGUGGGAAAGAUAAGAGAAGAGCAAGUAUUCACGAUAUAACGACGGUCAACGUUAAUGAGAAUCAAAACCCUUUGCCGAAAAUUAAAAGAACAGCUUCACCAGAGCAAUGUAGAUUUCAGUGGAAUCAACCGAAUAGUGGCAGUGGUGGCGGUGUAGCGACUGCAUUUAAUCAAACUAGUGGUAAUCUCUUUAUGCCGCCUCAAUAUGGAGGUAAUGUGGGCUUAAGAACGGGCGGUUUACAUGAAUUCUACGGUGCACCUCAAAGUAUGGGUUUUCAGAUACAACCAGCAAUGCAUUAUCCUCGUGGAUGAGCGAAUGCUAUGUGAUAUUUUGAAAAAUGAUUGUUUUCUUUUUGCUUUGAUUUAAGUAGAUUUCUUAGAUGUUUUUAACCAUUUUGUUUUUUGGUAUCUCUGUUGUGGUGUUAUCUAUAAUGUGAAUAUUAUAGUUGUUUAGCA
Erigeron canadensis is the source of this 1934-nucleotide messenger RNA. RefSeq names its product transcription factor DIVARICATA-like. Gene Ontology annotation, molecular function: DNA binding. Lineage: Eukaryota; Viridiplantae; Streptophyta; Magnoliopsida; Asterales; Asteraceae. The transcript is spliced from 2 exons. The coding region runs from base 909 to 1790 and encodes 293 amino acids. The record is from RefSeq and is a predicted model, not a curated record.